GAGAUCAGAGGGUAACGGUGAUGGCGGAUGCUCCGAUUCCUCAGCCCGAUAAGAUUCUCAACUACCCGCAGAAUGGGGAGCUGGAAUUUCUCUUCAGGAAGAAGUUGACAAGCAGCGACAUGCGCACCGGGUUAAUCCUCACGUCGUAUUCGAACUACUACCUAAGACAUCUUCCGAGGCCGCUACUCGAUGUCAUUACCGGGGAUGGACUGACGGUCUGGUGUUACACACCAGCUAUACACCACAGCGGCGCCGUACUAAAAGGCCAUACCACAUAUUUCCGGUUCAAGAAAACUGGUUGGGAGCAAAUUUCCGCCGCGAAUGGAUUCCUCACUGAACAAGAAAUCGAUUGCUGGUCUCUAUAUGAUGCAGAGGAUGGUCCGCACGGCAACUUGAGAUUUCUGAUCCAAUCGGUUGGCGACCAUGUGGUACCUGAGGAAGCUGCUUGAGGAGGAGCAGGAACAUCAAGUGGAAGUUAAAGAGGAUCAGGAAUUCUGAACAAUGCUUAAGAAUUAUUCGACACUACAUGAUAGGUUGCUAGUUUUCUUACUGUUCUUUCCUUUAUUGGGUCUCUGGCUAAUGGUAAAUUGAGCGCUUAAGAAUUAGAUAACUAACUCGCAUUCCUGUGUUUUCCUGCUUCCUAAGUUUGCUUCUAGUUAAACGAAUGAUCAUCCAGACACUAAAUUCAUGA
This is a messenger RNA of Rhodamnia argentea, 691 nucleotides long. RefSeq lists its product as uncharacterized. Lineage: Eukaryota; Viridiplantae; Streptophyta; Magnoliopsida; Myrtales; Myrtaceae. The record is from RefSeq and is a predicted model, not a curated record. The coding region runs from base 21 to 449 and encodes 142 amino acids. The transcript is spliced from 3 exons.